Molecule: messenger RNA, 1428 nt
Organism: Serpula lacrymans var. lacrymans S7.9
Lineage: Eukaryota; Fungi; Basidiomycota; Agaricomycetes; Boletales; Serpulaceae
Exons: 1
Coding region: 1-1428 (475 amino acids)
Source: RefSeq, a predicted model, not a curated record
AUGCCGACGUCCGAUUCAUUGGGCUCUAACGGGUCUUCAUAUGGAUCGUCCACACAUUGUGCUUGUAAUGACCCGGGAGAUAAGUUUUUACUUUCCGACAACAAUGGCACGUGUGAGUGUGGCCAACGGAUGCAAGAUACUGCCUCGACCAUAUCAAGCGCAUAUAUGGUUCCUUUGACGAAUCGUCCUCCUUCUGUGGCCAUUGCACAAGCGGUAUUUUCGGCCAGGCACUCUUUGGAAGCGCACUCGCCAGAAAUUCUUCUAUCCCCUUGUGCUUGCAGCCUGCGACCAGACUCAUCGUCUCCUCUCUCUGAUCCCAACCCAGUAGAACACUUGGACGUCCCACCCUACAAGGAAAGCAGUUUACAGCGUGGCGAUAUACUCAACUUGACAACAACUUGCACUUGCUCUGGAGUAUUCACUUCGGUAAAACAGGCGCAUAUCACACUGGACUCUAUGUCUUUCGAAGCUAUUAUUUCUGGCUCCACUGUGAGAGGCCACAGUCUCGUUCCUACCCAAGCUCGAGUGCGGUCGUAUCUUCACCGCGACAGAUUCGCUGAACACCUGGACAACCUGCUACUCGCUGUUGCUAAAGAGCGAGAGGAUGCCGCCGUUCACUCCCAGGAAUCUGUUGGGUAUCAAAACAGUGAAGACGAAAGCGACCAAAGCAGCGAUGAACACGAUAUAUACAGCCAGGAUAUUGCUCACAACGACUCCCAGGGCUCCAUAAAACCGUUUCCAAAGCAAAACCUUAUCAAAAGUACAAAAUGCGCUGUGUUACAGGACUUUCCUUCUGACCUUUUUGGCGACGAGCCCGACACUCGAUCAUCAAGCACUGAAAGUGGUAGAUCGAGCAAUACUGUUGCCGCUGACUGCAUUUCAAUAGCAAACCUACCCCCAAGGUCGACGCAUCCUUCUUUGGUUUUAAGAUGCGACUUCGGUGUGCUCGAACAACAGCGUAAUAUGAUGCUUGGUGCUCGCGAAGGGAUCCAGCAAUAUAAAGAUACAGGGUUGGCUGGCGAACAAAAACAAAGUAAAAGGCAUGCCUCGAUACAGAACUUUUCUAGUUGGCCUUCAGACACUACACUUGAAAAAAGACCACCGAUAAAACGUUUUGUACCCAGCGUUGGUUCGGCGCUAGGAUCUCCAAACCGACGGAGGGAUCCAGACACCCUACGAGUUAAGCGUCGAGCAGAUGAAAUCUCUGACGGACUGUCUAUAGACAUGAAAACCAGGACAUCAACGAAAUGGCCCAAGCUAGACAUGAAUAUGCGUAUAGCAGGAAGCCAGACAGAAUACCUUGCUAUAGAACCUGCGAGUUUGCGAAGAGCCGCAUCACUCCGUUCCCAAAAUUCAUUUUAUAGUGAUGAAGAGGAUGCACAAGCUAACAAGGUCGAUUCAAUCUUCUCAAUUUCCAUUUUCUCGUGA